AUGUCAGGUGACUGGGAUCGAAUGGAAUGGUACGUGCAACAGAUAAAUGAGAACAGUCAAGAUGGUUCAUUCUUGCGUGCGGUUGUCGCGUUACGAAAGGAACAAUAUCGAGAUGCGUUGACGUUCGUUGAUAAGGUGCGUGACAUGUCAGAUGCCGAACUGACUGCCAUGGCAUCCGAGAGUUAUGAGCGUGCAUAUGGCGCGAUGACACUGGUGCAACAACUGACCGAACUAGAGGAGGCGAUCGAGUACAAGAUGUGGCCCGAGAGAAGGACACGCAUCGGAGUGGUGUGGAGCCGACGACUGCAGGGCUGUAGACAGGAGAUUGAACACUGGACGAAGUUACUGCUUGUUCGGUUGGUGAUUGGAUUGUCGCUUUUUAGAGGCUUGAUUUUAGAGGCUGGCUUGUUUGUUUGA
Anisakis simplex (herring worm) is the source of this 417-nucleotide messenger RNA. Lineage: Eukaryota; Metazoa; Nematoda; Chromadorea; Rhabditida; Anisakidae. The record is from the annotation of a GenBank genome assembly.